AUGGCAACAAGAGAUGUCGUGUCCUUUAGUGGUGGAGCGAGAUACAGUGUCACAACAGGAAGAGGGGAUGGGCUUGUGUCUCUUGCACAAAACGCUUUAACAGUCCCACCUCCUACUUCAUCAGUAUCAAGUGUCAUUCGAGCUUUUGCUCUCAAAAGAUUCACAGCCACCGACAUGAUCUAUCUCCUUGGUGGUCACACUAUCGGAAUCGCUCAUUGUGCACUGUUUAAAGACCGUCUUUACAAUUACAAGAACACUGGAAAACCAGACCCGUCCAUGGAUUUAUCGCUUCAAAUUAUUAUGGGUAGAGGAGUUCUUCAAUUUGAUCAAGAUUUGGCAUCAGACCGCCUCAGCAAGUCCACGGUUGCAGCCAUUGCGCGCUCCUCCGAUUUCAAUGCCUGGUUUGGUCAGGCCAUGUUUAAGUUGGGUGCCACCCAAGUUCUUACAGGGAAGCAAUGGCAGAUUAGGAAAUCAUGCCGAGCCGUCAACCUGCCAACUUUAACUUCUUUAUUUAAUUGA
Molecule: messenger RNA, 519 nt
Organism: Lactuca virosa
Lineage: Eukaryota; Viridiplantae; Streptophyta; Magnoliopsida; Asterales; Asteraceae
Source: the annotation of a GenBank genome assembly